CUAUUAAUUGACUUGAAAUUUUGGCAAAAAAAAAAAUACUGAAUUUGCAAUUAGCAAUAACAAAAGUCUGCCACUUUUAUCUGCGUCUGUUUCAUUGCAAAACUUUAUUCCAAAUACGUUGUUAUUAGUAUAUAUGUGUGGCAAAUAUUGGAUUUGGUCUUUUUAAAAUCCUAAUUUCAUUAAAAGUAUGAGCAAAUUUUUCGACGAUAAACUGACUUUCUCUCUCUCUCUCUCUCUUUUUCUUUCUCCGUUGGCCUCGCCAGCUCUGGUUACCUUGAAAAUGGCAGGCACGCGAACAAGUGCCGCGAUUCAAUUUAUGAUUUGAAACAAACAAACAACAACAACAAAACAGAUUAAUUUCGUUUACGCCGACUAUCUCUGCGAUGCUGUUGGUGUUGCUACACUCGAACUAUUUUUUUUUCUCUUCAGUACACACUUUGUUUGUUUGUUUAUUUGUUGCAUGUGUGUGUGUAGUGAAAUGUGCUUACUAUUAAUGAUGAAAUGAAAAAAAUGUUGUAUAUUGGAAAUGGCUAUGAUUUUUUUCCAACGCCGGUGAAUGGAUUGAGAGAUGACAUGCGCGCCCAUCUCAACAGCAUUUAAUCUUCAAUAUAUAGUUUUAUUAUUAUUAUUUUUUUCGUUUUUCAUUUUACAAUCGAAGGCAUGUUGAAUUUCUUAAUCGCACAAUAGUUAUUAUUUUAAUGAAAAAAAAAAAAUAACUGAAAAAAAAAUCAGUAACAAAUUAAAACACACUAUGGAUCUAACGAGAAAUAAUGGAGAAGAAACAUUACAGCCAAAAGAAUGGCAGCGUCUAUCCGAAUGGAUUCAUUGCAUAUGUGUAGUUACAUUCGAUCUGGAAUUAGGCCAAGCAAUGGAGGCCAUUUAUCCUGCUUCGGUGGAAUUAUCAGAAAAAGAAAAGUUAAAUAUUUGUUAUUUGGCAUUUCCCGAUUCGAAUUCCGGUUGCAUUGGUGACACACAAUUUCAUAUUCGUUUACGCGUUGCACCGGGCACCAAGAAUACCCUGCUUAAUUCCGAAUUACAACGAUUCAGCCUACAAUGUGUAACCGUUCAACGGCCAGAUCUAGGCCACUAUUGGGGUUUUGUGUUCUUUCGUCAAAAUAAAGACACAUCAUUACCACGAGGAUAUUUUCAAAAGAGUGUAAUAUUGCUGUCACGAUUACCGUUUAUAAAUUUAUUUUAUGAAAUGUUGGCAAUUAUAGCACCAAAAUACUUUGCUGGCGGUGAGGUUGUGUUACAUAAUGCAUGUUUAGAUAUUAGCAAUUGGCCGUCGUUACAGGCGGGCGAAUGUAUGGAAUUACCAUUGUUGGGAACACUAUUUCAAACGUAUAUUCCAAGUUUAACAUCGGCAAAUUUACAACAGCCGCAUACGUCAAUGCAAUCAGUAGCUAGCAAUCAGAUUGAAGAUGUGAAAAAUUCAUCGUCCAAUUCUAUAACGAAUGCCAACAAUACGACCAUAACAUCAAAUGAAAUCAAACCAUCGCUCGAUACAAGUUCAACGAGCGAUGUGUGUGCGGAUGAAUUAAAUGUUAAAAACGAUAAUCGAUUGCUGAAUAAUGAUAAUAAAACAAACAGUAAUGCGAUUUCAUCACGUGAAGAUAUUUUAGAUAGUUAUAAACAGUCAAAGGAAAUGUUUUUAGCUCAAAAAUUAAAUAAACAGCCGGAUUCGCCAUGUGAUAGCAAUUCUAGUAAAUCGACUGGUGCCAAUAAUGCGAAUAAUGAUUAUGAAAAUGAAAAUGGUGGCAGCGGUGAUGGUGAUGAUGCCGAUGUGGAUUUAGAUGAUUAUUUUGAUGAAAACUACAGUGAUAAACUUGAUGAAUUGACAACAGCCAAUACUCAUUUAGAAUCAAGUACAAAAAUUGAAAGACCGUUACGCUUUCAGCAGUCCGUUUCAAAAACACCAAUUGUACUGCAAUCUGUGACAGAAAUUGAUAUUUUUCGAAGUUUAUAUACGGUUCUAUCGUAUACACAUUUACUGUGGGAAUUGGUUUUAACGGCCGAACCAAUCGUUAUCAUGGCCACAUCUCCAAGUGAUUGUUCGCACAUGGUUCAAUCAUUGAUGAGUUUGAUAUCACCAUUGCCAUACGCAGCUGAGGCUAGACCAUAUUUUACCAUACACGAUAGCGAAUUUAAAGAAUUUACACAGCGUCAACAAGGGCCUGUGCCAAUAAUUUUGGGCGUUACAAAUCCAUUUUUUUCGAAAACACUGCAACAUUGGCCACAUCUUAUUCGAAUGGCUGACAAUAAUAAUGGAUCGAAUUUGGGUGUGAAUGCAACAAAUAGUCCGUCUACCUCGAGCAUGCUCACUCAACAAGGAUUACGAAAAUUGAAAAUUUUUACGAAAAUUCUUGACACACCGCCCGGUGUUUAUACACAAUACAAGCCAUUCCUGCAAAAAGAUAAAACCAUAAUACGGAAGCUAUUGGCCGGUGUAAAGAAACAACGUCCAGCCGAAGUACAAUCAGCCAUAUUACGUCGUCAUUUAUUGGAAUUAACGCAAAGUUUUAUGAUUCCGUUGGAACGAUACAUGGCAUCGUUGAUGCCAUUACAAAAGGAUAUAUCAGCAUUCCGUGCAGCGCCAGCACCAAAUCAUUUCAAGCAAGAUUGUUUCUUGGCCACUCUCGAACAAUCUGGUCCACAGUUGACGUCACCGUUAAAAGGCGAUUGGUCUGGUUUGUACAAACGUUUCUUUCGUUCGCCCAAUUUUCAAGACUGGUACGAAUUACGAUACCGUGAACUCACCCAAACUCUACAACAUCUACAAAUGCAAGCGCUAUCGAACACGAAUCUAAAACAAUGGGUUGUGGGCAAGCAUGAAGUUGAAAUCGUUGAUAUGAUUUUGAAAGUGAAGCAGAAGCUUAAAAUAUGCAAUGAAAUUUCAAUGGAUGGUUUGCCACAAGUGGUCAUCGCACAGAAUGAACAUACACGCAAGCAAUUGCAUCGACACUUAGAAGACAUGAAACGAUUUCUUCCAGACGAUCUUAAUAAAAUUCUAAGCAACUAAUAAAAUCAUGCGUAUCGCGUUUUGUUCAACGAUGUUACAUUCACAAACAAAAUGCAAUUGCAACAAUGAUAUUUUGAAAAAAAAAAAAAAAAAAAAAAAAAACUAUUUCUCCACCUUCUUUAUUUGUUAGUAUUUUUUAAGUGUAUAAAAAAAAAUCUGAAACUUCGGUUAAAAAUUGUUGCUGUUUAGAGAGAAAAUUGACAUUAGUUUAUGAAAAAUUCCGUGAAUGAGAGGAAACAAAGAAAAAAUUAUGUUUUUUUAGCCGAAAGAAAAGAAAUUAUCUGUAUAAGUAGUUAAUUAUGCUGGAAACGAUGCCAAUCAAUUCAAAUAAUAAUAAACCAAUUUUUACUUUUUAA
Molecule: messenger RNA, 3375 nt
Organism: Contarinia nasturtii (swede midge)
Lineage: Eukaryota; Metazoa; Arthropoda; Insecta; Diptera; Cecidomyiidae
Product: protein DENND6A
Exons: 7
Coding region: 752-3019 (755 amino acids)
Cellular component (GO): recycling endosome
Molecular function (GO): guanyl-nucleotide exchange factor activity
Source: RefSeq, a predicted model, not a curated record